Wasmannia auropunctata (little fire ant) is the source of this 1901-nucleotide messenger RNA. Its product is annotated as ornithine decarboxylase 2-like. The coding region runs from base 269 to 1501 and encodes 410 amino acids. NCBI's taxonomy places the organism in Eukaryota, Metazoa, Arthropoda, Insecta, Hymenoptera, Formicidae. The record is from RefSeq and is a predicted model, not a curated record. Gene Ontology annotation, molecular function: ornithine decarboxylase activity. The transcript has 8 exons. Gene Ontology annotation, cellular component: cytoplasm.
AAAAAUUUAAUAAUUGCUAAAGUCAAUAGAUAAGUACCUAUUCAAGUAAAUGUGUUGAUAACGUAAUGUCCUUGAAAUUUAUACUACUGAACUUUACGUCUACAAAAAUUAUUUCAAGUGCCUGUUUAUACGCAGACUAAGUAAAAUAUUACUGGAAGACAGUAUAAAGCAAAAGUUAUACUCGAUAUACAAAAUUAAGAAGAUUUCUAUAAAUUGAAUAAAAAUAAUUAAUAAUCAGUAUACUUGAGAUACAUCGAGUUUGCGCACUAUGUCACCCUACGAUUUCAACGAAGUUAAAAUCAUCGACGAUGCGGCGGAUAAUAUGGACGUUAUUAAGACUAUAAUCAACAGAAAAAAUCAGGAAGAUGGUUUCUACAUUGUAGAUAUUGGUGAUAUUAUUAACAAACACCGCGAAUGGAUUACAAAAAUUCCGAGGGUUGCCCCGCACUACGCGGUUAAAUGCAAUCCCGAUCCGAAUGUAAUCAAGAUAUUGGCAGCCUUAAAUACUGGUUUCGACUGCGCGUCCGAGCAAGAAAUCAGACAAGUGAUGCAGUACGGCGUGCAACCUGAUCGGAUCAUAUUCGCAAAUCCGUAUAAAAGCCCGUCUCACAUCAAGUAUGCCAAGAAAAUGAACGUCGACCAAAUAACCGCCGACAGUGAAUUGGAACUUUUGAAGAUAAAGGAUCUUUAUCCGGAGGCCAAGAUAGUGGUACGCAUUCGAUGCGACGCGAAGAACUCGGAUUGCGAUCUCGGACUGAAAUUCGGCUGCGAACCGGACGAGAAUGCUGUACGAUUGAUACAAUUUACGAUGAACCUCGGUCUCACCCUGCACGGCUUCAGUUUUCACGUCGGUAGCCCGUGCAGAGAGCUGAACGCGUACAGUAGAGGCAUCGGCAUAUGCAAACGAUUGAUCACAAUCGCCCAAUCGAUGGGCUGCAAGGAUGUGCAGCUGAUCGACAUCGGCGGCGGCUUUCCCGGUGAAAGAGGAACAGAUAUUGACAAGCUUGCCAAUAUUGUCAACGAUGCAAUUCAAGAUCUUGAUCCCAGCAUAAGAAUCAUCAGCGAACCCGGAAGAUACUACGUUGAAUCGGCAUUUACCCUAACCGCGUUCUUACACUCCAAAAAAAUCGUUCAUAAAAAUGGCAAACUUAUGAGAAUGUAUUACACGAAUGUCGGAACGUUCAACUCGUUUCUGGAUGAAAUGUUAGGUCUCAAGGCUAGAGUUCCGCAAACUCUCUUUGAGCCGGCGAGCGAUAAGAAAUUUCUUUCGACUUUGUGGGGACCGACUUGCGAUUCGUACGAUCUAAUUGUUAAAGAUGUAUUACUGCCAGAACUUCACAUCGGCGAUUGGCUAGUUUGGAAGGACAUUGGUUCUUACACUUUAAGCCUGUGCACGGCAUUCAAUGGAUUUCCGAUCCCAAAAGUCACACCGUUUAUUAGAAAAAGUCAAUGGAAAAAUCUACUAAUGGAGAUCAAACUGAUGCAAAGAUCCAUGGAAUGAGCCAAGCCAAUGGAAAGGGAGCAUUACAUUGAAAACCGCUGACACAAAUUAAAUUAAUAAUUAAAAUUAAGAUAACAUGAGUUUUUGUCUCGAUUAAAUUUUAUUUACUUUCUUAAUAUUUAUCUAAUCGCUCUCAUUAUUUAGAUAUAAAUAUACUGAUAAUUGCGAAUGGUGAUUAACUUUUGAUUAACACUUUUGAUUAACACUUUGACUGUCAUGUGUAUCCAAUUGGAUACACACCUAUGUGGGUUCAGGUGCCGAUCUAUCAAUUUUAGUAUUAAUUUAAUUCACACAUUUUCUACUUACUACUUGUACAUGAACCGAGAAAACUACGUAUUGAUUUUAUAUGACAUAGUGUGGAUAAAUUGAUAUAUUUGAUGUAAGUAUUAAUAUAUGGAUA